UCUCGUAUCUUCUUCCAUCAUUUUCCAAUUUGCACACUCUGAUCAAUGUUCUCAACUCUCGCACUAACUGCUUCUUUUUUCUCUAGCCAAGUCUUUUCUCAUACUCCGUCAAAUAUUAUUCCUCCAUAUUACUACAUAACUCUUGCAUUUCGAUUACUCAACCCCUUGAGAUUUUGGCUAAUUAGUAAUUAGAGAUAUGCUAAAAAAGAUGUUAUUCGCUUCCGUGUGAAUACGUGAUCAAUUUGGGGAAUUCCAUUAGAAUAUCAUUCGUCUAAAGGGCACAAGAGGAUUGCUAGCACCUUGGGGCCUCCACUUUGGAUGGACCAAUCUACUAGGUUGGAGUCAGUUAGGGUUCGCAAAAGUCUGUUUAGAUCUUGUAGCUGAUUGCGGGUUUCCUUCUCGUGUGAGACUCUACCCGGUGGAGGUUGAGUAUUUAAAUAAGCCUAUUGUUUGUGAUGUGAGGUAUAUGGCCACGAUUGUGACUGAUUGGCAAGAAAGGGGGAAGAAAUGAGUGCCCAAAAAGAAGGUUUGAAACUCCCCUGUGGAAGCUACUAAUGAAGUGAGCUUAGAGUUGCAAGGUAACUCAAGUAAGGAGACUAUUCAACAAAUUGGGAAGCGGAUUUCUGUUCACUCGCACACAUCUGACCCUAGCUUUUUAGGGACCAAUGAGGAUAAGUCGAGUUCAUUAGAUUCUGAUCCAGCUCCUGCAUCAAUUAGGAACUUAGUAAACUUCUGGCCCUCUGGACCCAAGAAAGUGCGUAGCUUCUACAGAUGCUCUCUCUAAAAACUUUUUCCUCUAAACUCUCUCUAGAUUUCAAAUGUUUGGGUUGUCGUCGGUGGUUCUUGAGCGCUGGCGGUAGCCCCACCUUUUUUUCUUGCUUUCUUUCCUUAUUGCACUUUCCCUUUCAGUGUCAUAUCUGAUUUCCUUCUUAUGCCUGUUCACACCUCUUCUGAUGGAUGCUUAUGCUUCCUCCUCGUGUCAGAUCUUCAUAUCUGUUCAUUUGAGAUGUGUAUGCUUCCUCGUGUCAGAUCUUUAGAUCUGUUCAGUUUAGAUGUUUUGUUGGUGACAGAGGAGGUUGGGAUUCUCUUAACCUGUCUUCUCCUUCAUGUUUAUGUUCCUCCUUCUUGCUUCACCUCUUUGAUUAGGUGUUUCGGAGAAGACUUGGGAGUCCUAUUUGUAACAUUCACGUGGUUGCAGUUUCAUGAAGCUCGAAGACGAGGUUCGUUCCACCUGGGCUACUGAUCAAUCAUCCGGUUCAUCCGGUGCAUGUGCUUUGGUUGUUGAGGUGGCGGCUCCCUGGGUUUCGUCAAAUCUCUGUGUGUUUCGGUGGUUUUGGAUCAUGUCGUCUGCUUUCCCCUUUCUUUGGAUGUCUUGCUUGAUGCGCUUCGCGUCGUCGGUGGCUUCCGAAGGUUCAUUUCGUCGCCGGCGGUUUUCAAGGUCUGCUUUUGGAGGUUGCUGCUCUCAUGUGUGGAGGAAAAAUUAGUUUGCUAGGGUUUCUUCAGUCAAGCAUGUUUGUCUUGUGGGUUUUGCUCUACGUUGUGUGGUUUCGUCAAAUCUUUGUGAGUUUUGGUGGUUUCGGAUAAUGUCGUCUGCCUUCCCCUUUCUUCGGACGUCUUGCUUGAUGCGUUUAGCGUCGUCGGUGGCUUCUGAGGGUUCAUUUCGUCGCCAGCGGUUUUCAGGGUCUGCUUCUGGCGGUUGCUGCUCUCAUGUGUGGAGGAAAGAUUAGUUUGCUAGGGUUUCUUCAGUCAAGCCCGUUUGUCUUGUGGGUUUUGCUCUACAUUGUGUGGUUUCAGGCCCGUUGUGUUUUGGGCUUAGCUUUUCAAUGAUGUGGUUUGACUUGGCCCUUUUCCAAGUGGUUUGUUUCCUUCCAUGGGGUGUUUGGCCCAAAAUCUGUACACCUCUUUGGGUUCAUUUAAUGAAUUUCCAAGUUUCAAAAAUAAAAUUAGGAACUUAGUAGUGACUUUUGUGGAUGUGGUAAAUGGAUCAACAAAUAUUGUUGGGAGUCCUAAACCAUCUCUACAACAGUCUGCUAGUACUGACUCACCAAGAGAUUCUAGGAGGUUAGUUCUAGAGGCAACUCAUGUUGGGAAGGAAAAGAAUCUAUGGAUAACAGUCCAAAACUCUAGGAAGAAGGCUCAAAUUCCUUAUGUUUCCCCUACUAAGAAAGGGGGAGAGCAAAUAGGAAUAGAUGAAAUUACUAGUUUGGAAUACUAGGGGGUAUAAGGAUAGUGAAAAAAAAUAAAGUUGUACAACAAAUAGUUAGUAGAAAGAAUAUUGAUAUAGUAGCUAUACUAGACCCAAGAAUAAGAGAAAAAGAGACUGAUGAUCUUAUUGCUAAAAGAUUUUCUGCUUGGGAGAGUGCAGUGGCAAAAAACUAAUAGGUUUGGGUAAAUUUUGGCUCUUGUGGGAGAAAGAUGUCAGCCUACGGGUUAUAGAUCAAUCUGAUCAAUUUAUACAUAUCCUGGUGAGUUCUGGGACUCCUUUCGUUGCGUCCUUUGUCCAUUCUUCAAAUGAGGAAGUUGAAAAAGAAUUCUUUAUAGUGAUUUGCUAAGAAAUAAGGUGAAUCAAUUGCCUUGGACAAUACUUGGAGAUUUCAAUGCUAUUACAGAUCCAAAUGAGGCAUCAAACCACUCUGAUUAUAAUGGAAGUAUGGAAGAUUUCAAGGGUUGGAAGCAUCAGUAGGAAUUGGUUGAGCACAAAACUUCUGGUCCAUGGUUUAUUUGGACAAAUACGCAAUCAAGUAAUCGUAUUGCUAGGCGGCUUGAUAGAAAAUUUGUAAACCUAGUAUGGCUAGACUCUCUUUCUAAUAGUGUAGUGGAGUUAAUGGAUCGAUCUCAGAUCAUUGUCCUAUUCAUUUAGAUAUUGAUAGCUCUAUUAAUUCACUCCCUAAACCGUUUAAGUUCUACAAUUAUGGAUAUCGCAUCCAAAGUUCUUUGAUAUGGUAAAGGAAGUAUGAGAGUCAGAGGGUGAAAGCCUUCGACUCUGUCUACUUGAACUAUUUAUUCACAAUACUUGAAGCUAUGAGAUUCCCAAGUCAGUUCCUUAGAUGGAUCUCAAUGUGUGUUACUUCCUCUAAGUUGAGUGUAAGAUUCAAUGGAGGAGUUGUGGGCUAUUUCUCUGCACAAAAGGUCUUCGACGGGGAGAUCUAUUAUAUCCCUAUCUGUUUGCACUAACAAUGGAAGUCUUAAAUUGCCUAAUGGGUGUUGAUGUGGCAGAAAACAAGAUGCCUUUCCAUCCAAUGUGUAAAAAAUUGGGUUGACUCACAUUUGUUUGCAGAUGACCUUCUAUUAUUCUCUGAUAGUUCUAAUUUUGGUAUCUAGUGCAUCCAAGUGUCCUAAAGCAGUGCAAGAUUCUUUCCGCGCUUAUUUCUAACUCUUCCAAGUGUGAAUUGUAUUUGUGGUGGAUUGCCCCCUGAUCAUCAAAAUGGAUGAGAGCGCAGGCUGCAGACUUGGCACUCUCCUAGUGAGAUAUCUGGGAGUCCAAUUAAUACCUAGUAAGCUCACAGUUAAGGUAUGUCCGCCUUUAAUUGAUAAAAUCAUGCACAAGAUUCAAUAAAAGCUGGGGGGGGGGUCUAAACUACAGAGCUAUGCUGGGAAACUACAAUUAGUAAGUUCUGUUCUUCUAAGUUUGGUUCAGUUUUGGAUGGUUGUGUUUAUCAUACCUAAGAAAGUGAUCAAGGAGAUUGAGAAACUUUGUAGUGAUUUCUUGUGGGGAGUUAAUACAGAGGGGAAAAGUAAAGCCUUAGUGGGUUGGAGCAUAGUAUGUCUCCGCAAAACAAAAGGAGGGUUGAGUGUCAGAGACCUUUAUAGCUGGAACAAAUCUUGUGUGGUCAGGCAUAUAUAGGAUUUAAUGCCUAAACAUAGUUCGUUGUGGGUAGCCUGGAUGCAAGAAUACAGAUUGCACAAAGCUGAUCUAUGGUUACUGGAGUGCAAAACAUGGUCUUGGAUUUGGCAGGAGAUCCUAUAAAUGAGGAGCAAAAUCCAUGGAAUUCUUGAAGUGAAGGACAAUGUAGGCUACUGGAAAGGAAAAGCUCAACGUAAAUUCUCUCUAAAGAUGUCUUCUUGGGAGGAAUUCAGGCUUAAGAUUGCUUGGUUCAAAUUGUUAUGCAAGGGUCCUGCAGUUCACAACAAUCAAUUUCCCAGUUGGCAAAUUAUUGAAGGGAUCAUUAUCACUUGUGACAAACUGUUAACAUGGGGAUAUCAAGGAGUUUUGAACGGUGUCUACUGCAAUUGUGCAAUUGAAACUCUAAACCACUUAUUCUCUGAAUGCAAUAGAUAUAAGGAGUUAUUUUUGGGUUUCUUCUCCAAGUUUACUAGCAGCUCUUAGAGGGUUGUUUGUUUUGACUCUUUCCUGGCUCCUAGGCAUAUGAGAUAAGGGAGUUAAUCGCUUUUGUUUUUAUCCCUUACUGGCAAGGGGUGUUGUCACAAAAUAACCUUCAAGUUUUUUUUAUGAAAUAGAAGAGCAUCCAUUCAUGAUAAAAAUAUAUGUGAUCAAUAUAUUGAACUAGUAGGUGUAAAUUAAUUAUGGAUACUUAAUUUGAUUGUUCCGUAUAUUUUUGUUCUUGGUGUAAUGAUCUUAGAGCAUUUAAAUUUGUUGUUUGGUGGAGAGUUAAAAAAACACAAGAGAGAAAGUUGUGAUUGAUUUUAUUAGUGGUACUAAUUUUAUACUACAAGUUCAUGGUCGUUUGACAUAUGAGCAACUAUAUGAGGUCAUCAUCACCAGUUUACGACAAUAAGGGAUAGAAGACAUAGCAACGAAAUGAUAAAUUUUAUGGCGUGAAAAGGAGGAAGAUAAAUCAAGUAUAUAAUAACAUAUUUUAUGGCGUGAAAUCCAAAUAUCGAGUUUGCUUAGAUAUGUAUCGACUUCGCUAGUUCACUAGGAAAGGAGGAAGAUUAAUCAAGUAUGAGCUUGGGUAGUGCCUCCAGUGAGCCAGAUGAGCAUAUAGAUGAGGGCAAUGAGGAUGAAACUGAUGGCAAUGAAGAUCAACAUUAAGUUGUGAUCGAAGAAGCUGAUACAUCAGACUUAGAGCCAUAUGUUAUCACAAUACUCAAUACAUUAUUUUAUGCUCCUCGAAGAUUAUUACAACGAGAUGAGAAUUGACUAUUAUGGAGGUAUAAAUGAUGAAAUUGGAAGUCAUCCAAAACCAUAUUUCUAUAUUGAUAAGAUAUUUUGUUCCAAAUAAGUUGUAGAAAGGACCAUGAAGCUUUACGGAUGGGACGUAACUUCAAAUUUAUGCUCUUCAAACAUGCUUUAAUGUCACCAAAUAUGGCUAUGAGCAUAAAUGGGAUUUCCAAAGGAAUUCGAGCGCUGCAUAUGGCUUCCACUAUACAACACAUCUUUUGACGACUAAUGAAUAAGUUUGAUGACCAAAGAUUGGAGAUUGACGCAUAAAUUAGAGCAGGCAAGUUGUACUCCAAGAAAUGUGAAGAGAUGUUGAAGACUAAUUAUUCAAUGUAAAAUAAAACCAUAGACUAGUCAUAGUAAAACUGUAAUACGUUAAUUAACUACUACAGCCUAGGCUAUAAUCAUAUCUCAGAUAUUUAUUCUGAUUUCUGAGGACUUGUUUGAAUGUUUUUUUUUUUUUUUUUGAAAUCCAGGGCUGAGAAUGAGAACUUAGGGGUCGUUUGCUUCAUGGAUUUAAAAAUGAGGGUUUUGUAAUUUAAAAACCCAAGGAUUUAUCAAGGAUUUGAGGCAUCAUGGAUUUGUAUCAAUCCUUUGUUUGUUAGGAUGUUUUUAUCAUGGAUUUAAAGGUGUGAGAUUUACUACUUGAAUUCAAAAAUUACAUUACUGCCCUUUUCUAUACGUUUGACAUGUUUAUAAUAUGUACACAAAACAAGGACACAACUUCAAAAUUAUCUUACUAUCAUUUUCUAUAUGUUUGACAUGUUUAUGAUAUGUACACAAAACAAGGACAAUACAUACUAAUAAGCAUAAUGUUGCCACAUGGACAAUAAUAAUAAAUGAGAAAAUUCCGUUUUAACUUUUAACGUAACGUAAUCAAUUACCAAUUCUUUG
Messenger RNA from Linum trigynum, 6016 nucleotides. The record is from the annotation of a GenBank genome assembly. NCBI's taxonomy places the organism in Eukaryota, Viridiplantae, Streptophyta, Magnoliopsida, Malpighiales, Linaceae.